GGGUGAAGAGGUACCAUACUUCCAAAUGCCUAAAAAGAAGGUGUUAUACUUCCAUACGUCGCGAUGCAAUGCGGUCACAGAGGAAGACAUCGAGCACGUGUGGGAGGCGCUUGAUCCGGCUCGGUGGGGCUUCCAACACGCGCGUGCGUGGCGUCGUCUACGGAAGGCGGGUGCACCUACGCAAGCAACUGGUCUGCGUAGUGCGAGACACAUGUAUCCUUUGCCGCCGCAUCCUUCCGUCAUCGAAUACACCAGAUCUACCUCAACUGGCACGGCGACAACAAUUGUGGUGAAGCCGCCGCCCGGCAUUGAAUCCCCCACAGACGGCACCUCUGCGUCGGACCAGUCCACGGUUGUUGUGCAGCCUUCUGCAGCCGUCGUCUCAGCCCCGUCUGCGCCUUCAUCGAGUUCUCGGCUCUCCGUUGAGGAGAGCUGCCCGGAGGACGAAACAUUAAAGGCGUGUGUGGGGGCGGCGCCACGAGCAGACACUUUUUCUCAACAGAACCUUGCGUCGAAUACAGCAGAGCACGGCAACGCCAUCGACAACAGCAACGGUAACAGCGCUGCCACCAUCAUGACGACCAGCAGCAGCAGCAGCAGCAGCAGCACCGCGUACACACGCAUGGACGAGGUGCACCCAACUAACUCCACCCGGCCGCUGGCUCGCAUUCGACUCGCGGCCUACCAGAAACAGUUUGUCCCGACUUUCUUCUCGGCCGGCAUACGGCCAACCAAGCAGUGCCUCUCCCCAGCAUCGAGCUUCUCCGAGCUGCGAGGGGUCCCACCAGCACCGUUUUUCGACGCGACCCAGCAGGAUGCGCCACCGGAAGCGCAGUUGCCGCCGCACGCCGACGACGUUGCCAUCCACAUCGCACAAGAACAAGAGGAGGUGCCGACUGCGCAAGCCGAAGCGGUGCCCUCCGCCUCUCCUUGCGGUGGCGAAAGUAGUGCUGUGGAAAUGGUGGAGAUGGCCGAUCAAACCGCAACGCAACACGUGGAGGGGGAACAGCGCACCGAGGCGGUGCUGUCAACGGUCUCUUCCAUUGCAUCCGUCGACGACGCCCCGUGUAUAUCGGUGGAAUUUGGCGCGCCACCGCCGACGUCGUCGCUGCCGCCCGUUGCGUACUCGGCAACGCAGCAGCAACGACCGGAGCUGGCAACGAGGAGCGCCCGCUCUGCUGUGCUGUCCCGUGUGCCGUCAUCCAAAUGGAGAGCGUUGUCCGCGGAGAGCAAUCCCUGUGUGCAGCAACAACCGGAUCCAUCUGUGAUGACAUCAGUUGCCGAGAAAAAGGAGUUGGUCAUUGAACCGCAUCGUUCCACAGUGUUGCGCUCUGCGGCAGUGAAUGUCUCUACGGCGCCGGCGCCAGCAUCACCGCCACCGCCAGUUCCUCCUGCCAUCCUUGAGCACGCCGUCACUACCGAGGAGAAGGAAGUGUCGGCGAGCUCGCCCUCCCCAUCCCUGACACGGCAGAGUCUCUGCCGAGUUCCAACGCGUUGUAGAAGUGAACCAAGAGCUUUUUUCAACGACGCAAAACCGCCUGUCGCAUCGCCUUUGCCGUCUGCGCUAACGACAACUCCCGCGCAUGCUCCCAAAGCGGUGUCAGCGCCCCUGUCGCCACCAGCGCCAAAAGCACUCGCACCGUUGACGGCUUCCCUGAGUCGAAGCAGCGCUUCCCUCGCUGCUGCCGAAACAGUAACACCUGCUCUUGAAGGUAUUAACGAGGUGCCAGCUUCUGCGCAAAAGGCGCAGACCUGUGCAGCACCGCCAACACCGUCGCAGCCACUGGUCACACAGUUGCCGCGCUUGGCGGCAUUCGAAAGUCAGGAAGCAACGCCCUGCGCCGGUGCACCGCCGCCGUCGCCUCCCCGUUCCUCUUCUCCACCCCCGGCUAUCGCACGGAAAGAACGAACGGUGGAGUCGGUCAAGGCACCUGCCCCUUCACCGCCGCCCGCUGCGAUUCUUUCUACUGGAGUAGCCAAAGGAGAUGCCGCCACGGUGUCGCUACGCACGGCAGAAACGGUGCUGCGGUGCACGGCGCCGGCGCUCCCCGCGAAGGCUCAGAAUAGUCGCUUUAUGCGUCUGGCCGUAACAGAGCGCUUUUACUGA
Messenger RNA from Leptomonas pyrrhocoris, 2107 nucleotides. RefSeq lists its product as hypothetical. NCBI's taxonomy places the organism in Eukaryota, Euglenozoa, Kinetoplastea, Trypanosomatida, Trypanosomatidae. The record is from RefSeq and is a predicted model, not a curated record. The transcript has a single exon. The coding region runs from base 26 to 2107 and encodes 693 amino acids.